AUGGAUGACAUCACUAGUAGAUGGGCCAACUUGUCUCUGAACAGCAAAGAGAGUCAUACCAUGGACUUGGUAACCCCAGACACUGAUAACACCAACAAUAGGGUAUUAGUGGCGAAGUUUUUUACCAAGAGACGACCAAAUAUGGACGCCAUAACUCAAACACUGAGGAGCAUGUGGAGAUCGGGAGGUAACUUUGAGAUCAGGGACCUUGGGGCAAACACAGUCCUACUGUUAUUUAAUGAUGAAACGGAUGUUAAUCGUAUUAUCUUGCAAGGACCUUGGACUUUUGACAAGUAUUUAAUAGGGUUGUUCCAACCUGGGGAGGAGGCAAGCGUUGAAGACGCUAAAUUUGACAAAGCCUCUUUUUGGGUUCAAAUCCAUGGAUUACAACUGAGGUGUAUGCGAAGGGAGAACGUUGAGGCUAUAGGAAAGACGUUAGGGACAGUUGAAGACGUUGAUGUUUCUGCUACAGGGGAUUGUAAGGGUAAGUGUAUCAGAGUACGUAUUAAUAUUGAUAUUACUCAACCACUAUGCAGGGGUAGGAUGGUGAACAUUGGAGGGUCUCAACCACAAUGGGUUUCCUUUCAGUAUGAGCGUAUGCUGAUUUUUUGCUAUUGGUGUGGGGUGUUGAACCAUGAUGAAAAGGACUGUAAGCUUUGGCUCAAUAACAAGGGUGGCCCUCGUAGAGAGGAACAACAGUAUGGGGUAUGGAUGCAUGCAACAAUGGAAAGGUUUUACAAGUCUCAACCCGUGACAUACCGUGGGGGAACUCAGAAUGCUACAGUUGAUACUCCACCACAGAGGACUACGAAUCAUUCCGGAUUACAGAAGUGGUUGAAUGUGGGGCACAUACGGCGGUAA
Quercus robur (English oak) is the source of this 861-nucleotide messenger RNA. RefSeq lists its product as uncharacterized. Bases 1 to 861 code for a protein of 286 amino acids. The record is from RefSeq and is a predicted model, not a curated record. NCBI's taxonomy places the organism in Eukaryota, Viridiplantae, Streptophyta, Magnoliopsida, Fagales, Fagaceae. The transcript has a single exon.